Messenger RNA from Paramecium sonneborni, 1163 nucleotides. The record is from the annotation of a GenBank genome assembly. NCBI's taxonomy places the organism in Eukaryota, Ciliophora, Oligohymenophorea, Peniculida, Parameciidae.
AUGGGUUAAUGUUAAAUGCCGAAUGAAAGGUAAAUUGUAAUAUAUAUUAUUGAUUUCAGAAUUACAAUACAUUGCCACACUUGGAAUAAUGAUUCAGUUGAUCUGUUUGAUUAUGAGAGCAUUGACAACAAAAAACAAUAAUUUACAAUCCAAAAUCAAGAUUCAUACAUCAUUAGUAAUAAAGAGACAUUUUAACUUGUAAAUGAAAUACCAAAGGAUAAUAGGUAUGAUAGUUAAUAAAUUCAUAGCGAAGUAUUACUGUUUAUAACAGCUAAAAAUACAAUUGUAGCUGGUACAUAGUAACAAAAAGGAAAUUCAACAGCUUUAACAAAUACAAAGUUUCCAUUUAAGCUAAAAAAAAAUUGGUUGGCAGUCAGGUCAGUUAACAAAUAUCCAUUAAAUAUUAAUGACAUUUUUAGGCUUGGAAAACUUACAUUUAGAAUUUCUAGUAUGAGUUUUAAUUCUCAAAAUGAACCUGAACUUUUAAAUCAUAGUAGAGCAGAUUCGAAUGAAUAAUGUCGAAUUUGCUUAGGAAACAAUUAGAUUUUGAAUCCUUUAUUGAAUCCUUGUAAAUGUAGUGGUUCUUUAAAGUAUAUUCAUUUAGAAUGUAUGAAAAGAUGGUAUUCUUCAAUAAAUACUUAGGCUCAAAGAAUUUACAUCAGUAUCAAGAUCAUCUGAGAAAAGUGAAACCUACUUAUGGAAAUAAUUAAAGUGUGAAAUAUGUUAAGAAUCAUAUAAAGUAAUAUUUUAAAGUGACGGGAUUACAUAUCAUAUGCUCAAUCUUUUAAAACCUUAAUAUCCAUAUGUGAUGUUAGAGUUUUAUUCAAAAAAAAAAGAAAACUAAGUUAAAUAAGCAAAUUUAGGAGAUCGUUUCACUUCAAAAUCUGAUGGUGUAAUUGUCAUCAAACUUGGAGAGAAAAUGAGUUUAGGUAGAGCUAAAGAAAAUUGGGUAAAACUCUGUGAAGCAAGUGUAAGCAGAUUUCAUGCUACUCUAUCGAAAGAGAAUAUUUAAUAAUAAAAUUCAUUAUUUUUAUUAGAUAACAAUUCGAAAUUCGGAACUCUAGUUCAUAUUAAAGAGGAUUUGUAAAUCUAUCAAGAACUUGAAGUAUAAGUUGGCAAAUCUUUAUUUAAAUUGUAAACAAGCAAUAUUACUUGUUGAUGAG